AUGGAGAAUUAUUUAUUAAGUUCGCCGACACAACUAUCACAACCAUAUGAUGAUGGUACAAAUAGUUUACUAUUUAUGGAUAAUUACGAACUAUCACAAAACUUGUCUCAACCUUUAGAUCAACAUUUACAAUCACUACAACAACUGCAACUGCAACUGCAAGCACAAGUACAAGUACAACAAGAACCACAACUGUUGAAUCAACACCAACAAUUACCUCAAAUACAAUCAUUUCAACCGAUGGUAAAUAACCAACAAUAUGUUCAAGAGACUUUCCAACAAUUAAGUCAACAACAACAGCAACAACAACAGCAACAGCAACAGUUCCCACCAUUUCAACAACCACAACUACAACAACAAUUUCAGUAUCAGUAUAGCCAACAACAACAACAACAACCAGGAACUAUUGAAGAAGAAAUGGUACCCAUUAGUAACAAUACUAAUAUUCAAAUAAGUAAAUUUUUUGAUGAUAACAAGGAUGAUGAGGACAAUGUCAAUUCAGGUGGAUUAAAUGAUUUCAAUCAUUCAAGAAAUAUAUCACUUGAUGACACCACUAUUACUGAUUUGCAUCGACGUGAAAAUUCUAUAAAUCCACCUACAGGUUUACCUCAUUCAAUUUCCUCAAAUACUAUUUAUUCAUAUUCUUCAUUUGAAUCGCCACAAUCCCAUAUUCAAUCACAACCACUGUAUUCUCAAGGUUAUUAUAAUCAAAACAGUUUAUCAACCCCAUUACGAAGAAAUAAAUCAUAUUCCAUAUCAUCAGUAACUUUCAAUCAAUCACCAGUCAAUUUGGCAACAACAGCAAUGAAUAAAAUUAUGAAAACUCCUCUUCGAGGUCAUUCACGAUCGAGAUCAAAAGUUGAUACUAAUACAGCCAUUACUACUGCUAUGAAUUUAGGUCAAGCUACCAAAUCUAAUUCCACAUCAUCAUAUAAUUCCACUUUGAAUCCAUUUUAUACUCCUUCACAACAAUUAUCUUCUACUGAUGAUGAUGAUAUUACUACUCCAUUACUUACUCCAGCAACAAAAUUACGUACUUCAAAAUCAACAUUUUUCAGUCCAUUUAAUAAGGAUGAUGUUGAAGAUCAAGAUGAUGAUGCUGUUAAACAAUUGCGUAAAGCGAAAUCUUAUACUAGUUUGUUACGGAAAAAGAAAAGAGAAGAUGGAACUCCUCUGAAGCAACAACAACUGCAACAACAACUGCAACAACAACAACAACAACAGCAGCAACAACAACAAUCCCAACAAGGUCAACAAUCAUAUAAUGGUCAAAUUCAAAAUCUUUCAUUUCCAAAUUCAUCAUCACAACCUAAAAUUGAUUUAUUAGCAUAUGAUCAAAAUCCAAUGACAUCAUAUCCACCAAUGGAUAAAAAUGUAUUGAAAAAUUUAAAUCAAUCAAUUUCACCAUUUAAUAAAUCAAAAUUAUCACCACCUCCAAUUAAUUUCCCUUCAAUAUCUAUUGAUUUAACUACUAUUGCCACCAAUAAAUCAAAUCCAACUUUACAUAAUAAUUAUAAUGAAAAUACUCCAUUUAAUUCUAUCAAUUCAACUUCUGGUGGGUUAUUACCUCCUAUGGCCACUUUUACUGUUCCAACAAUAAUCAAAGAAGAAGUACAACAACAAGUACAACAACAAGUACAACAAGUACAACAAGAAGAAGAAGAAGAAGAACAAAUGGAGAUAGAUUCAAUUGAAUUGAAUGAAAAGAAUUCUGAAUCAUUAUCAUUAUCAUCAUCAGCAUCAUUGGUGAGAUCAAUGAAAAUGACUAAUUUGGGAAUACCUAAUGAUGAAAAAAAAUCAUUAAAUGAAAAUAAAAAUGUUAUAAUUGAUGAUAUUACUAUUAAUCAAGAGAAAAAGAGGAAUUUAGUUAUUAAUGAUGGUAAUAAGAAUGGGAAUAAAAAUAAUAAAAAGAUUAAAAAGAAAAACAAAAAUAAGACUAAAGAUAAUAGCAAUAAGAAGGGGAAAGUGAUGAUUGAGAGUGUUAAUGUUAAUGAUAAAGAUAAACAUAAACAUAAACAUAAAGAUAAAGAUAUAAAUAACAAGAAUGAAUGUCCUGUUAGUAGUAGUAGUAAUGGUGAUAAAACUAAAAACCAUGUUAGAAGUAAAGUUGGCCAUGAUAAUAGCAACAAUGGCAAUGGCAAUGGCAACAAUGUACAUAAUGACGAUAAUUAUGAUGAAGACGGCGAAGACGGAGAAGAUGGUGAAGAUGGUGAAGACGACGAUAAUAAUGAUAAUGAUGAUAAUGAUAAUGAUGAUGUUGUUGAUGUUGAUAAUGAUAAUGAUGAUGAUGAUGAUGAUGAUACAGUGACAAUACCAAUACCAGAAGAUUUAAAUGUCACAAAAGUCAAAGUUCGUAAUAAUCGAUCGAAAUCAAAUGAUAAAUCAGAUCCAAAGAAAAAACAUAAAUGUCCAAUUUGUGAAUCUAGAUUUCAAAGACCAGAACAUGUUAAACGUCAUCUUAAAAGUCAUUCAUCAGAAAAACCAUUUGAAUGUCAAAUAUUUAAUUGUGGUAAACGAUUUAAUAGGAAAGAUAAUUUAAAAGCUCAUUUGAAAAAAAUUCAUAAACUUUCAAAAGAACAUGAAGAAUUUACCAAAAUAUGA
Messenger RNA from Candida dubliniensis CD36, 2601 nucleotides. RefSeq names its product Cas5p (gene CAS5). The record is from RefSeq and is a predicted model, not a curated record. NCBI's taxonomy places the organism in Eukaryota, Fungi, Ascomycota, Pichiomycetes, Serinales, Debaryomycetaceae. Gene Ontology annotation, cellular component: nucleus; cytoplasm. The transcript has a single exon. Gene Ontology annotation, molecular function: RNA polymerase II cis-regulatory region sequence-specific DNA binding. Bases 1 to 2601 code for a protein of 866 amino acids.